Drosophila rhopaloa is the source of this 7679-nucleotide messenger RNA. It is a transcript of the gene Rbfox1, whose product is annotated as sex determination protein fox-1. The coding region runs from base 2054 to 4876 and encodes 940 amino acids. The record is from RefSeq and is a predicted model, not a curated record. Gene Ontology annotation, biological process: nervous system development; regulation of alternative mRNA splicing, via spliceosome. Gene Ontology annotation, cellular component: cytoplasm; nucleus. The transcript is spliced from 16 exons. Gene Ontology annotation, molecular function: mRNA binding. NCBI's taxonomy places the organism in Eukaryota, Metazoa, Arthropoda, Insecta, Diptera, Drosophilidae.
AUCAAAAUAACAGAAAAAUCGGGAGAGGGAAAAAGAAAGACCCCCCUUUAUAUUUGAAACGAGAAAAGUGCAGUGCCGAAAUAAGCUAAGCGAAAAAUAGCGAGAAAACGCGCAGAUAAAUGAAAUGAAAAGUUAUAAAUAAAUAUAUAUGCCAUGCGGCUGGGUGGAAGAAGAAGAAGAAGCAGCAGCAAGGGACGUGAUUUCUCUUUUUCGCCUGUCCGUUCUUUCGACCCUUCUCUUUCGCACCCGCAGCAUCCCACAAAAGUAACGAAAAAAAAUUCAUUCACAGCGCACAUGUUUUUGUGGCCAUUGCUGUGUUGUUGCCUUUGCCGCCUCCGUUUCGCCUGCUCGUUUAUCCUGCCAUCCUUUUUGGCCGCUCUCCAAAGAUUCUGAUUCGAUUUUUCCCACUCAUCUGGCGCUCUCUCACUCUCCCAGCUUCUUUGUUUGUCCGCUUUUCGCAAAACAUAUAUAAAAUUGUAUUAAAAUCGGUAAUAAAUGCCUGAAAUAAACCCAAAUAACCAGAUGAUGAAUUUCAGUUUCAUAAGUUAAAGCGCACGGAACACUAGGGAAAAGUGCAGACGCGCGAAAAAAAGUAUCUCAGGGAUGCGUAGUAACGCAGACAAUCAAACCUCUUUGUGUGUGAUCAAAUAUCGAAAAACAGACAACAAAAAUACAGUCAACGUUGAAUAAAAUGAACUUUCAAAGGAGUUAAUCUUGUUCUUUUUGCAAAAAUUACAGUAGGCACAUUGUAAAGUAAACUUGUUCAAAAGCAAAUUUAAAUUUAACAAAUUUCGAUGAAUAACAUUGUUAACAGAACUUUUGAAACUUCAUAUAUAACUUAAUUUAAAAAUAAUGUAAUUUAUUGACUUAUUGGACAAAUGAUAAAUAAAUGAUAUGAUUUCUUAUCGAAAAAUUGAUAACUAGAAAAUGUUUGUUAAAUUUUUCUCAUUGUAUUUACAAUGUCAACAUAGUUUGAAAUUAUCGUUUGACUUAAUUUCCGUUCAGAUAAGGUCUUAUGAACUUUAUUUAAGCAAUUAUUGUAAUCAAAGAAAGAAGUUCAAACUAGAAGAAUAUGUUCAAAAAUCCACUAAUUUUUGUAGCAAAUAAGAAAAAAUAGAUACAGCUUAAUUUAUAUUCUGAAACUAGUUCGUUUUCUAAGAAAAAUAAAGAACAAAUUAGAAAAUAUAAAAAAAAUAAAAAAAUCAAUUUAAUUCAACUUUUUACUGUUGUUUGUAAUUCAUUUAGAAAGCAAAGAAGGAAACUUAAAAAGCGUUAUAUAAGACUAUCAAUCCAAAAUCAGGAUGCAAAGCACUCGUAAUAAUCGCCGAAACUGCAUUAGUUUUUACUGUAACUGUCUGACGAUGCCGCCCCCUCUUCGUUUCCUCUUGCUUGCUCGCCUCUUUCGCAUCAUCUCUUUUGUCUCGCGUUUGCGCCGUCUUUUUUGCGCAUUUCUCUUUGGUUUGCUGUUUCGGUUCUGUUUUCGUUUCGAAAAAUUAAAAUAUCCAGGGAGUUUUCAGUUUCCCAGGAGCCCGAAAAGCCACCCCUAUAAAAACAACAAACAAGAAUUUGUACUUUAUAUCGCCUCUCGUCCCCUCUUUUUCGCUCAGUCGCGCCCCAUCUCGCUCGCUCGCACGUGCGACAUUGAAAAAUAUAAUAGUUUUGCGUGUGCUGAGAAAUAAUAUCCUAUAAAGUGCAAAAUCGUGUUCCAAAUAUUAUUUAUUUUUCUUUCUUAUUUCUGACUUACUUAUUUUGUAGUCAAAGUGAAUCUUACAACAAAAAAAGAAGGAGAAACAAAAUUGUGCCAAAAACUAAGAAAAUAAUCAAAAUAAAUCAAAUAGAUAUCUGAAAACAAGAGAAAUAUUUGCAAAACAGAGAAUAAAGUGAAAGAAAAAUAGUGAACUACCCCUGUUGUUGGCCAACCCCCUGCAAAUACACGCAGAGAAAUUGUCGAGUGCAAAACAAGAGAGGAGUAACAUCAUUUGCGACGCCACUGUGAACAUAAAAAGCCGUCAAACUGUGGGGCUCAGGGGCAUUUUUUCUUCCUCCGCAAGGAAUGUAUUAUCCGCACAUGGUGCAGGCGGGUGUGGCGCCUUUCCCGGGCGCUCCGGCCGGCUAUGCCGCCGCACCAAAUCCGGCAGCGGCGGCUGUUGCAGCAGCGGCCGCCGCCCAGCAGCAGCAGCAGCAACAACAGCAGCAGCAACAGCAGCAGCAGGCCCAGCAACAACAACAACAACAGGUGCCAGGCGGACCGCCCACAGCUGCCGACAGUCUGUCAAUGGCGGUGGCAGCAGCCGCGGCCAAACAGGCUGUUGAGCCAGUGACCCAAAUAAAAACGGGAGGCGGAGGCGAGGUCGCAGGAGCUGCCAACAACAACAACAACAGCACAGCUGGGGCGGCAGGAGCGCCAGGAUCCGCCGGUGGAUUGACCACAGAAUAUUCAACUGGCUGUGGGGGCGGUGGUGCAUCAGCGGCCAAUUCAGCGGUGGUGGCCACCAGUGUUUCCGACGUACACGUUUCGAUGUACAUUCAACAGAAGACAAAUCUGUCAACACAAACACAGACACAGUACGAGUACGAGUACAAUGGAACCAGCCUCGCAGAACCAAGAGUCCCAGGUCCCAUUCCGCUUCCACUGACAAAUGGACAUGCCAUGGACCAAGUGCAGCAGCCACCAGAACACCAGCAGCAUCUGCAAUCAUCGCUGCCCCCACAAAAUGUGCUCAGCAUAUCCACAGUAUUGAUCGCCAAUGAGGCAGCAGAAUCACAACAGAGCUCCGCCAUGCCCAAUUCUGGAGGUGGCAAUACUGGCGGCGGCGGCGGUGGAGGCGGUGGCACGCCCAGUUCACCGCUCAGCAGCUCCCCGUCCAGCGUAACAGCUUCGCAGGCAGGCGGAUGCGGACUAACCCUCAACGGCAGUGCCAACGAGGGCAGUAUGUCCGGGGACACAUCGCCGGUGGCCAGCGGCGAACCGCUUCUGCAGACGCCGCCCGCCCUCCAACAACAGCAACAACAGCAGCAGCAACAACAACAACAGCAGCUGCAACAGCCGCUCCUGUGCAGCAGUCCCACAUCGAUGCAAUCGGCGGGCACUUCAGUGACGGGCAGCUCGAUAGCAUCCGGCACACUGGCGGCAACCAGCAGCAGUGGAGUUGGACUUUUGCCCACCACCGGAUUGGAUAGCAUUGCCAAUGUUGGAGCAGGUUGUGCCGUGGUGCCGGCCAGCACUUCGCAGGUGAUCGCCCACCUGAAUGCAGCAGCCGCAGCGGCCAGCGGCAUCAUGUCGCCCACGGCCAAUGUGGCCACUAGUCUCAGCAGCGCUCUAGUCCCGGCCCAGUCGGUGCCGUCGGUGGUCGCCUCCCUCGAUGCCAAGAGCCAGCCGAAGCGGCUGCACGUCUCCAACAUACCGUUCCGCUUCCGGGAUCCCGAUCUAAGAGCCAUGUUUGGGCAAUUUGGCACCAUUCUGGAUGUGGAAAUCAUCUUCAACGAGCGCGGCAGCAAGGGAUUCGGUUUUGUAACAUUCGCUAACAGCAACGAUGCAGAACGAGCACGCGAACGUCUACACGGCACCGUGGUUGAGGGACGCAAAAUCGAGGUGAAUAACGCCACUGCACGUGUACAAACCAAAAAAGUGACAACAGUACCCAACGUUGUACUGACCAAAGAUGGUGCCAUACCGGCCCCAGCUCUAGUCUGCGUACAAUGGCCCGAAGCCGCCGUUGCCGCCGCAAUGCGUGGAGUGGCCAUCCAGCGCGGACACGUGGGCGUGGUCGGCGCCGCCCCCUACCAUCAUCCCCAUCAUCCGCAUCAUCAUCCGGCGCUGCUGGCGGCCUCCGCCGCCGCCGCCCAACAACAGCAGCAACGCCAACUGGCCGCAGCCGCCGUGGCCACAGCAGCAGCCGCCCAACAGCAGCAGCAGCAGGCGGUUGUCCAGCAGCAGCAGCAACAAGUUGUGGCCGCCGCCCAGCAGCAACACCAGCAGCAGCAGCAGCAACAACAGGCGGUGCAACAGCAACAGCAGCAGCAGCAUCAACAACAGCAGCAGCAACAUCAACAGCAGCAACAACAGCAGCAUGCCGCCGUAGCCGCCGCAGCUGCCGCUUCGCAUCCGCAUAUGCAUGCCGCCCAUGCCCACGCCCACGCCCACGCCCUUGGCCCCCAGUUGGCGCAACUCCAGGCGGUCGCUGUGCCGUCAGCGGCCAACAGUGCCGCCGCACUGCAGCAAUCGCUGGCCAAUGCACUGGCCCAGAAUCCGAGCGGUAAUCCCAACGCUGCCAUAAACGCCGCCUAUGCCGCUCGCCUGUCGGCGGCGUCGGGCGCCACACAAUCGUCGCAAACGGCCGCUGCUGCUGCGGCUGCUGCUUCCAUGGCCGCGUCGGCCAAUGCGGCCAACAAUGCGGCCGCUUUGCAUGGAUUCGCGCCUGUAUACUAUGAUCCCUUCUUAGCAGCCGCUGCAUCCGCUGAUCCGAAUCUACGCUUCCAGGCAGCCAAACCGGUCACUGAAGUUCCAGCCGCUCAGCCAGCCGCCAUAUUAAAUCGCCGCACUGUGACUACGCUAAACAGUAACCCACAUACGAUCAACCGCAUUCCGGUUCCACAGAAUGUUUUGGCCACUGCUCCGCUGUUAAAGACACCGCUGUCUCAGGCCCAGCAGCAGGCGUACGCCACGGCGGCCACCACCUACACGGCGGUAGCCGCCCGGGCCGCCUAUGGGGCCGCUGCCGCAGCAGCCGCCCAGCCGGCACUCGCCGGCUACGCCACCGUAGCUGGAUAUGCGCGCGAAUAUGCAGAUCCUUAUCUAGGACAUGGCAUUGGACCAGUUCCUGGAUACGGGGCAACCAUGUAUCGCGGUGGAUUCAAUCGUUUCACGCCAUAUUAAGAACAAUCUACGCCAGUCAGCCAAAUAAUGCACUUGAACUACUCUCGAUGAAAAUGCUCAAUAUAUGAACAAAGCAAAGCAAAUAAGUAACUUAGACGUAAAUACUCCUCCCUACGUGCAGUAAGUAGAAGUUACAACUAAACCGAUAGAUGCAGGAUACUCACACCCAACAGCAGACACGGCAACACCAACAACAGACGCUCAAAGUCCUUGGAGAGUUAAAAAUCAAAGCUAAGCAACAAAGAAACAAAAAGAACAUAAACAAAUCAAUGUCGUCCAGUAAAAGCAAAAAGCUAAACCAAAAAGAAAAAUAUACGCCGCUAAAUGCAGUUCUAUGGAGUUUAUAUAAGUAAACCAAACAAAAAGUCAAAAAAAAAUAUUUAAACAUAAAUUCAAAUUGCAAAAUAGUUUUGCAGAGAAUGAAAAGAAAAAUGUGCUUCAUGCGUAGAUUUUUACCAGAACAAAAGCUGAAACUUUGUGCGGCAGAUCAGAAUUUAUAUAUAUAUACAUAUAUAUAUAUAAAUAUUACCGACAUGAUAUAUAGUUAUUACAUAUAGGCAUUGUAUUUGUAUAUCAAAGCAAACCAGGAAAAAGAGCAAUGUUUUUAGGUACUUUUCAUGCUGAAACAUCAUCAAAAGAAUAUAUAAACCCUCGGUUGUUGAUUUUCAUAGCUUCGUUGAACUAAGUUAGUCUUUAUGCUUUACAAAUUAUUCUAAAACAUUAGCAUUGUAGGAUGUAGUAAGGAAAAGUAACAAUGCAGCCACCUUAACAAAUCAAAUUGUAUAUUAUUUGCAAACUGCUGAAGCACAAACAAAAAUAUAUAUUUAUUCGUAUAUACUUUAGAUCGAUAUCUCUAAUUUUGAUUACCCAAAGAAUACUCAUUUCUGUAUUGUACUGUAUUGUCAACGAAUUUAAUUUUAAUGCAUUGCUUGGUUGUUCCUAAUUAUUUUAUAUUUUGGCAGCUAAAACAACUGACACUCAACUCACGACUCAAUUCGAAUUGCUCAAAAAAUUGUAGCGCAUAGGUAAAUGCAAAAGAUCAACACGUAGACAUAUCCUUGGAAUAUACAAUAAUAUUUACUUUAAAUGCCGCCAUAGCAGCAAAGCGACAAAAAAAAAGAAGAAAAAAUGAGAAAAAAAUAUUAGUUUUAAAAAGUCAAGCUUCCAGUGACAAAAAGCCAUUGAUGAAUAAUGUGGAAAUCGAAUAAUAAGCAUUAAAAAUUACAAUUUUUAGCUCUUACUCCGUAGCACUUUCCUUGUGUGUUGUGUAAAGAAACAAAAGAAAAAAAAACAAAAAAUUGAAAAAAGAAACGUCGUUUCGGUGUUGUUCAUUUUCGGUAUAGACCGAAGCGAAACUUCCCCAAGCAAACUAAGAAUUUAUUUUAUACACACUCGAAUCUAAUGCACACACAAAACAAAAAUGAAACCAAGAAACUUUUAACGUUGUGUAUUUUUCAAAUGUUAACGAUUAAAUGCUCAAUGGAAAACAACCAAACAAAAGGACGUCGUUCUCUAUUUUGAUUCUUAGGCAGCUACUGUCGUCAAAUUUAUACUAGUUGUUUAUCAACCAUACUAUGCUAAACAAAAACAAGCUACUAAUUAUUGUGUGUGUGUAAUCGUGCAAUUCUUUAGGUGUUCUUCGAAUUUCCUUAAAAACCUACUACCAAUUACUUGAAAUGAGGGAAUAAGAAAGGAAUGAAAAAUUCAUCAACUCCAAAGAGCUUCAACUUUGACGAUUUAUUUUUAUCUAAUCACUUAGCAACUGUCUCAGAUUGUACAUAUUUAUGAUGACUUAUGGUAUUUUUCCUUAUUCCUCUCAACGCACACACAAACAACACACGCACAGGCUAGGAUCCUGGGAAAUCGAAGCAAUUUAUGGCAUACUCACAUUUGUACCCUCAUUAUGGUGUACUUUUUGUUUGAUUCUCUCUUAUGAUCAUGCAUUGAUAUACUAUUUUUACGUUGACAUUUUUAAAGCCAAAGUUUAUAUUUUAAAUGAUUUUUAGUUAGGUAUUAGUUUAUAUGCUGACGACAGACACAAAUGGAUAAGUAAAUGAUUACGAACUAAAGGGAAAACAAUAAAGAAAAACAAAUCGAACCCAACAAUUGCCAAAUUAAUCGUAGCUUUCAACUGAAUUAUAAAAUAAAGACGUAAUUAAAUUUAAUGAAUUUUUCAACUAGCGCAAAAAUAGUUUGCCAAAAAGCGUAGCAUACUUUUUGGCCCACCCCGAUCACACACCGGAAAACAAAACAAACAGAAAUUUUUGGGUUUGAUGAGCAAAAGCAAGAGGAAAACCAUCUAGUUAUAAAACAAACUUAAAUAUAAUACGGUACGGUAUAUACAUUUAAAUUAUGAACUCAACUUCCACCGCAAACUUUUAAAACAAAUAAAAAACAAAACUAAGAAAAACACAAUUUUUGUCUUAAGCAAUGCGUUGAGGAAAGUCAACCUACAAUUAAAUUAUAAAUGCAAACGCAACUCAAUCAAACACUGCAGCUAUAUAAUAACAUACGAUAUAUGAUGUAUAUGAUAAAGUCUUCAUUUAACCCGAUCCAUUUUGUGACCCCCAAAAAAAAAACUGUAAUCUGUGUAGUCUAACCGUAAGCCAGCGCCAGCUUUUGUUUACUUUCACAUAGAUCAGAUGCCUAGGCGUCAUAUAAAGUAUAAAUAUAAAGUAUAUAAAUAUAUAUUAUAUGGAAACUCUAAUCUUUAAUGAUGUGCCAAAUUGUAAGUUGUACCAUUUGUUUUUAUGAGCAAAUGCAAAACACAAAUUGAAAUAAAAAUAUGAAUUAAAACAUAAAA